UCCUUUCCUACCGUGCACACCUCAAUUAGCUCUCUAAGUUUGUGUACAGCAGAUAUAAUAAGGAGUGUAUUUGAUUGGUAAAUUAAAACCCAACUCACGGCGAAGAAACAAUAUUUUCCAUUGUACGUUCAAACAUUGAUAACGAAGAUAAGACAAUAAAAAUAGUCAAACCAAUAUUUCGCUAUCAGUUCUUCUCAUCGACUGUCGGCGAACGGAUCUCGAAUUCUAUCAAAGUUAGAAUACGGCAAACAAUCUAAAGUGAAUCGAAAUGGCAUCGCAAAAACUGAACAAUGUCUCGCCAAUGUUUAAUGAAGCCAUACUGAAUGAUAUCAUUCGUGAUUACGGUGGUCACAAUUUUACUUCAUGGCACUUCGAGAAUAGCGAAUUUGGCAAAGGCGAUUCCUAUCUCAGCGAGGUCUAUCGGUUGCGCGUGGUGGACGAGACUACGCGAGAAGCCGAAGGCGACAAACCGCUUGAGGUUAAGCUGGUGGUCAAAACCAUACCGAAAAAUGUAGCCCGAAGGUUAACAUUCCGGUCGGCGGACUUUUUCCGUAAUGAAAUCAACUUCUACAACAUCGUCAUGAGUGAGUUCAACAAGUUUCAACAGGAGAAGCACCUGGCGAAACCAUUCGACGAGACGAGCAAAUGUUUGGCAGCGUACACGGAUGGAAUCAAUGAUUUCGUUGCAAUGGAAGAUCUCAAUCAAUUCGGUUAUGAAUCUGCAUCCAGACAAAAAGGCGUGGGUCUACCAGAAUGCAUUUUAUGCAUGCAAACUCUCGGUCGUUUCCAUGCACUAUCGCUGGCAAUGAAAGAUCAGCAACCAGACAAAUUUCAUUUCUUAGUUAAGAACAUUGAAGACACCUACUAUGCUAAAGAGCAUAAACCCUGGUAUAACAACUUCUUAAAGGGGUUGAUCAGCAUCGCUAAGCAUGCCGUAGCUCAAGAUUACGGUGGUACGGAGUUAGAGGAGAAAAUGAACAAGUUUUUCAACUGCGAUUUCUAUGACAAAAUGGUGUUUUGGACGCAUACACGAAAUCAAAAUUCCGUGAUCAACCACGGAGACUGCUGGAUGCCGAACUUUCUAUUCCGUUACGAUGAUAAAGGGGUCCCAACAUCUAGCAAAAUGAUAGACUUCCAGUUGGCACGUUACUCCUCUCCAGCACUGGACAUUUCAUUUUUCGUUUACUCGUGCACCAACCAGGAGCUUCGUGAAGCUCACUACGAAGAUUUGCUGAUCGCGUACCAUCAAAGUUUAUCCAACCAACUUCGAGAGUUAGGAUCGAAUCCGGAUGAACUGUUCCCUUACUCGGAACUGCAGAAAGAAUUACAUGAAUUUGCACGAUUUGGUGUUGGCAUGGGAAUUGAGUCUAUUCCAUUCUCACUACUGGAAGAACAUGAAGUUGCCGAUUUGGAUCAGAUCCAAGGAGAAACCGCAGUACAAAUUGAAAAUGUUUGGUCCUUAAAAAAUAUAAAAACCGCAGAAGGAAGACGUCGGCUGACAGAUAUGAUGAAACAUGCAAUUUCUUGUGGAUAUUUAGAUUAGAGGACAGCACGAACAAAUGCAAAUGAUAAUUGAAAAGUAUUGCCUGAAUGUUAAGUACUACCUAGAAAUAGAAAAAAAUAAAAAUGUAAAAAACAAUAAAAGAAAAUUUUGGAACUAUUUAGUACUGA
Messenger RNA from Malaya genurostris, 1671 nucleotides. RefSeq lists its product as uncharacterized. Bases 269 to 1543 code for a protein of 424 amino acids. The record is from RefSeq and is a predicted model, not a curated record. Lineage: Eukaryota; Metazoa; Arthropoda; Insecta; Diptera; Culicidae. The transcript is spliced from 3 exons.